AUGGAGGUGAUAACUGAAAGUAUGGAUGUGGUAAGUGAAGGAUCGUUAAUCGUGAACACUAAUCAAUCUACUCUUCUAGAGGAUGACUACGACUCCGGACCCAGUCUUAAUCGAAUACCAUUAAUAUGGGGUUAUAGUUUGGUUAUUGUUAUCACUGUCAUAGGUAACCUGCUAGUGAUCUUAGCCUACUGCCGCCAUUCUCAGGUACGUGCCGUCCCAACCAAUACACUCAUCUUCAGUCUGUCAAUAUCUGACUUCCUAAUUGGUGUCAUGAUAUUGACCAUCAAUCUGCAUUGGGUAGCCGAAGACUCCUGGAUGUUUGGUGAGGUUGUUUGCAGACUUUGGUCAAUUCUUGAUUACACUGUAAGCUAUAUGUCAACGAUAACAAUCAUGCUAAUAAGUCUUGAUCGGUUUUUAUUAAUGUAUCAGAAGACUCGAUAUCGAACAGUGUGGACUCGUAAGAGAGUCACCAUCAUCACCCUGGUAUGCUGGGCAUUUAGCAUCACCGUCUAUGUCUGUAUCGCAUUCGCAAUGACAGAUGCAAACCUAGUGGAUUUUCAAGAUGAAUGCGAACUAGAAAUUGUGUACUUAUUGCCUUUUACAAUCGGUAUUCUUAUUUUCGAGUUUGGAAUUCCACUACCAAUCAUCGUAUUAUUGAAUAUAUCUGUAUAUUAUCAGAUUCAUCAGCGAUCACAGAAUCUGCGAAGAUACAAAUCCAACCUUGGUCUGCCUUCAACCGAUCCACGCAAUGAUCAAUCACAUAGUCAGAUGCCAGGUAUGUCGCAUGCAGAUCAUUCUGAUCUUCCUUCUGUAUCCAAUGUACACACAGAUCGAUGGGUAAAACCUUUGGUAGAAGUAUUAGGCAGUCGCAGGAAUCAGUCCCGUCCACUCCCUGAAGUUAAUGGUCCUUCGUGCUCUGGUCUCCAGACGAAUCAUAAUCCAGGGACUCAACGUAUAGCGACAUAUUGCCGUCACAAGCGUUUAUUCGCCAGGCACAAGAAAGCUGCUUUGACGUUGUCCAUAUUGGUAGGGACGUUUCUUGCGUGCUGGCUUCCAUACGAGAUAGUGAGCAUCCUACAGGCGAUGUGCGGCGAAGAUGAUUGCUUCUCUGAGACAACAUGGGAGGUGGUAAAUGGUCUACUGUGGGGUAACUCUGCACUCAAUCCUAUCCUCUAUGGCCUUACUAACCCAACAUUGAGACGGAAUAUGAUUAACUUUGGAUGUCAACAACGCUGCCGCCGUCCGAGGGUUGGACCCUCAUGAAGAAUAACAAAAACUGUACCAAUCACUGUGAUGGUAUUCUGCACACUUGGACCGUUUUGGUUGUGAAACUAUAUUUUGUUGUAUUUUGAACACAUUCUUCAUCUGCACUCCAACAUUUCUGCUAUGU
This is a messenger RNA of Lytechinus pictus (painted urchin), 1390 nucleotides long. RefSeq names its product muscarinic acetylcholine receptor M5-like. The record is from RefSeq and is a predicted model, not a curated record. NCBI's taxonomy places the organism in Eukaryota, Metazoa, Echinodermata, Echinoidea, Temnopleuroida, Toxopneustidae. Gene Ontology annotation, cellular component: plasma membrane; dendrite. The transcript has a single exon. Gene Ontology annotation, molecular function: G protein-coupled serotonin receptor activity; neurotransmitter receptor activity. Gene Ontology annotation, biological process: G protein-coupled receptor signaling pathway, coupled to cyclic nucleotide second messenger; chemical synaptic transmission. Bases 1 to 1263 code for a protein of 420 amino acids.